AUAUUCCCGUCGAGGAAAAGAAAAGAAGAAGGGAUGAGAAGAAAUCGACGAACUAUCAAACGCCUAUUAAUUAUUAUCGUGAUAUAUAUUCGAUGGAAGUUGCGUGUGAGACGAUACACGUUGAUCAAUCACCAUGCAAACGGAUAACCAGUUGGACAUAUCGAUAAGCUUGUCGACAUUUUUCUUGAAGAACGUGGGCGUAUGGAUGUCUGAUAAUUCUGAUGAACAACGCAGGAUGAAAAUGUUAUUCAUCUACACGAUUUGGAUGUUGUUUUGCGGCACGAUAAUCAGUACGAGAGAUUUGUAUUUCACGUUGCUGUACAACGGCGAUAUUCUUUACGCUAUGACGAAUACCAUAACUACGAUAAUGGCUUUAAUCAAAAUAUGCAUCAUACUGAUGUAUAAAGGGAAAUUUUUAAAUCUAAUCGUGUACAUGCAACAAAAUUUCUGGAACGUUAAUUACGAUUAUCGUGAAAAAGAAAUUUUGGACGAUUGCAGAAAAACUUGCAUUUUUUUCAUCUCCUCCGUCACCACCAUUGGCAUGUGCACCGUGAUGUCCUAUCUAACGACACCGGUCAUUACACAAAAUGGAAGUAAUGAAUCCGAGAGAAUGUUUCCGUUCAAUAUAUGGAUAAAUUUGCCGCUAACAAGGACGCCAUAUUACGAGAUAAUAUUUUUUGUCCAAGCAGUAUCGUUAUAUUAUAUUGGAAUCUCCUAUUUUUGUUUCGACAAUAUUUUCUGCAUCAUGGCCGUACACUUGGCCGGCCAAUUUCGCAUUCUUCGAUACAGGCUUAUGACAUUGUGUGACACGGAGCACGAUAUACGCGAAAAGGACUCGCAAUCGACAUUAGCAAAACAGAUGUACAAAUUUUACGAGCAAUUUAAGAAAUGCGUCCGAUAUCAUCAGGCAUUGAUCGAUUACCAUCAAAACCUUGAGAACGUGUACACUAUAAUUACGCUUGGACAAGUGUUGGUAUUCAGUGUAUUAAUUUGCCUAUUCGGAUAUCAAGUGUUCGUGGCUGCUGCUUCUACAGCGAGACGCUUCAUUUUCGUAUUCCUGUUAAGUGGCUCGAUGUUUUUAUUAUUCAUGUUUACCUACAGCUGCAACGAUGUGAUGGAACACAGUGAUAAUGUCGCUGUAGGAGCUUACUCAGCACUGUGGACAAUUUUGCCGAUGAAUAAAUUUGGAAAAAUGCUUCGAAACGAUUUGAUAAUGGUGAUUAAGCGAUCCAGACGAGUUUGUUGUCUGACUGCGAAUGGAUUUUUCCCUGUAUCGUUGGAAACUUAUACCAAGAUUUUGAGCACAGCGGUAUCGUAUUUCACAUUGCUGAAUAAUCGCGUGGAAAACGCGAAUGACUCAUAAAUUA
This is a messenger RNA of Apis dorsata (giant honeybee), 1367 nucleotides long. Its product is annotated as odorant receptor 13a-like. Gene Ontology annotation, molecular function: olfactory receptor activity; odorant binding. The coding region runs from base 134 to 1363 and encodes 409 amino acids. NCBI's taxonomy places the organism in Eukaryota, Metazoa, Arthropoda, Insecta, Hymenoptera, Apidae. The record is from RefSeq and is a predicted model, not a curated record. The transcript has 6 exons. Gene Ontology annotation, cellular component: plasma membrane. Gene Ontology annotation, biological process: detection of chemical stimulus involved in sensory perception of smell; sensory perception of smell.